Linum trigynum is the source of this 1408-nucleotide messenger RNA. Lineage: Eukaryota; Viridiplantae; Streptophyta; Magnoliopsida; Malpighiales; Linaceae. The record is from the annotation of a GenBank genome assembly.
CACGUUCUUGAUACCUCCUCCCCCACAGCGGAGGGCUUCUCCGGCGGCGAUGGACUGGAUGCGGUGCCUCGAGUUGGCAAGGACUUCGACGCAGUUUUUCGCGGCGGUAGCGCGGUUGAUGUUGGAGGAGGAGGAUCCCAUAAUCGACUUCACCAUCUACUGCGGGAUCGAGAGAUUGGAAGAGGAAAUUGAAAUCGCCGAUUGAAUUAGGUCGAUUGGAGUAGGGGAUUCUGGAGAGACACGACGGAAUUGCCCAGGGAAGACCAAGGACGUCUGGGAACCGGGUGGGUGUCUCCGCCGCCGUAGCUGCUCUCGUCUCCGUGUAUUUCUCCGACCCGCCUCCGUCUCUCGCCGAGUCCCUCACGGUGGCUUUCCCAGUCUCCCGCGCUCGUGAGAUGAUCUGUUCCUCCUUUUGUCUUUUAAUUCGGUUGCCUUGACUAUGUUUCAACUCCAUUCAGAACUCCAUCUAGAGAAGAAUCUAAGAAUCACCCAGAAACAACCCCACAGUCAGAAUUCUGGGCAAGAACACCUCUUCAUCCAUCAGCAGCAUCAGCCUCUGGAAGCAAGGCAGUUAGGCCAAGAUGGCAUUUCCUACCUACAAAGUAAUAGUCAUCCAGCUAGAAUGAAGCCCCAUUUUUAUUGAAUGAAUAACCAAAGAUUUACAAAUGAAAUAUGUUUCUUUUAUGGCAGUUGCUCAAAGUUUAUGAGUGGCAGCAGAAACAAAUCCCACCAGUCACCAUGCUUUUCUACGCCUUUCAGCUUGAGAACAGAAGAAAGAGCUGCAAAACGAAAAGGGAAGCUGGAAGAGAAGUUCAAUGCUAAUCAAGCUCAAAAGGUUCAGUCACAAGCAACAGUCAAGGAGAAGGCAGAAACAGAAAUGAAAAAGCUGAGGAAGAGCCUUUGCUUCAAGGCCAGGCCAUUGCCAGGGUUCUAUAAGCAAAGAGUAACACCAAAGAACCAGAUGGACAAGGCUCCACUGACACAUCCUUCUCCAUCACAAGAACCAGAGACUUCAACUGCAAAAAUGGUGAAGAAUACUAGUACUAUUCCACAGAUUGUUCAGAGAAGUUCAAGCAAGAACAGUGGCCGAAAUGUGAAGAAGAACGACGACAGCUGCAACAAUCCACGGUGCCUACGUGCGAGACUGAGAGCAACUGCUGCGGAGAAUAGUUGUCCAAAUAUCCAACAACAAGCAACCUGAAGAUUGCUAGAUGCAAGUUCUUUCAUGGGGGGUGAGAUCUUGUGAAGCAGGCUUCACAGUAUAGAACAGUACCACUGUCCACAGAAAGGGCCAAGCUGACCUUGUUCUGUCAUUAACCAUUGACCCAUUUUCUUUGAUCUUCCUUUCUAUUCUUCAUAGAAUGAGCUCAUUAGUUCUUGUAUGUUUUGAACCAUACAAAGUUUAUCA